AUGACAUCUCACAGUGCUUAUGGAAAACGAGAAAGAAUUGUAAAUGGAGCUGUAGUCGACAUACGCAAUUUGCCAUUCAUUGUCUCCAUAAGAUUUAAUCCAACGAAUAUUCAUUUAUGUGGCGGCAUUAUACUUAGUCAAAAACACGUACUCACUGUUGCUCAUUGUGUUUAUGAUUUUAAAUACGAUUGGUCCAACCUAAAAGUAUUUGCUGGAACUUCGACUUUGUCUGCGACCGAAGGUACUGCGUAUGCGGUAGAAAGUAUUCGGUAUCAUCCACGGUAUAACGCUGUACUCGUGGAAAUAACUCGUUACCGCUAUGAUUUGGCCAUUCUCAGUGUCGAAGAAGUUAUUAAUUUUAACGAAGUACAAAAACCAGCUUCUCUUCCAACAAGAGAUAUUAUUCCAGGCGAUGAUGUUAUAAUAGCUGGUUGGGGACUACCAACGCCUUUAAAAGGAUUUUUUUCUUAUAAUUUACAAAAAGCUACGGUGAAAGUUGUUACAUAUAAAUACUGUAGAGAAAAUUUCCCAUUUCCUUUAUAUAAUGAGCAGUUUUGUACAUAUAUGAAGAAAACUAGCGCAAGAGAUGGUGACGACGGAGGACCGGUAAUUAGUAAUGAUACAGUAAUUGGCAUUAUGAUUUAUAGAAGUUCAUCAGUCCAUGAUGCCUGUGAUAUUCAAAGCAAUCUUUACAAACAAAUGGAUUUCAUAAAAUCCGUCCUCCAGCAUUAACAUCUUUAUGUUUAAUUUACUAUUUAAUAAUUAAUAU
Molecule: messenger RNA, 769 nt
Organism: Ceratosolen solmsi marchali
Lineage: Eukaryota; Metazoa; Arthropoda; Insecta; Hymenoptera; Agaonidae
Product: trypsin-7-like
Exons: 4
Coding region: 1-732 (243 amino acids)
Biological process (GO): proteolysis
Molecular function (GO): serine-type endopeptidase activity
Source: RefSeq, a predicted model, not a curated record